Messenger RNA from Babjeviella inositovora NRRL Y-12698, 3106 nucleotides. It is a transcript of the gene CHO2, whose product is annotated as phosphatidylethanolamine N-methyltransferase. Lineage: Eukaryota; Fungi; Ascomycota; Pichiomycetes; Serinales. The coding region runs from base 306 to 2957 and encodes 883 amino acids. The record is from RefSeq and is a predicted model, not a curated record. The transcript has a single exon. Gene Ontology annotation, biological process: phosphatidylcholine biosynthetic process. Gene Ontology annotation, molecular function: phosphatidylethanolamine N-methyltransferase activity.
GUGCCCCCACCCUUUCAAUGGCAUGUGUAGAGCCGAUAUCCUGCGUACAUCAUCCAUCUCGUGACGUGACUGCGAUCACCUCUGCAUGGCGCCCCUCUGUCUCUUCGGGAUCACAGGACCCAACAUUAGCUCAACUGGAAGCCGCCGGAAUUGUUCGCCGGGCUCCUCUCUAACCUUUCCUUCCUUCUCAUAUAACGAGUAUUAAUACCGCCCGAUCUCCCCCUUAUUCAACAUAAAACAACCCCUUUUCAACAAAAGACCCAUCGUCUAUACAUCUACGCUCAACUCGUUUUUGCAUACACGAUAUGAUCAAAGCCAAGUCAGUGAGCAGAGAAUUUCUGCCAGAUGAGGAGCUUGUGCCCUCCAUCUCCACCUCGUCCAGUGAUACGCCUCUGGAACCUCUUGUGCUACUGGACAAGGACGCUCCUACGGCCCCUAUCACGGGCAUCACCGCCGGUGGCGUCUCGUUCGUGGUCCCCGAGACCCACGACAUGGUGAGGACACUCUUUGACCCCACCUUACGCAAAACCGUCUUGGAUGCUGCGAUCGUGGUGGCCCUUCUCUCGAACUUUGCCAUCUACUACCUUUUGCCGCCAGCCUACCGCAUCUCCGCGUUCAUCGCCAUUUACGUGUUCUGGCGCUUCGGCUACAACUUGGGCAUCGGCUACUUGUUGUACCACCAGUCGCGCGAGAGCCGCAUGGUCAAGUGGGCACAACGGUGGCAAUUGUUCGCGCGCGCGGCGGGCCCUGCAUCGAGCCGCACACGCGUGCAGCGCAUCAUGGAGCAGGAGUUUUCCGCAAAGGGCAUCGCAUCGGCCAGCUACCCGAUCGAGUUCAACACGUGGUUGAUCUAUCGCAAGUUUGUGGACUUGAUUCUCAUGCAGGACUUUACCGCCUACAUGUGUCUUGUCGUGGCCUGUUCCGCGCUCAACCCCGCCGUCGCGCGCAUUGUGGAGCUGCCAGUGCUCACGGCUAUCAGAUGGUCGUUGGGGAUGGCAUUCAUCUUGUUCAACCUCUGGGUAAAGUUGGACGCGCACCGCAUCAUCAAGGACUUUGCGUGGUAUUGGGGCGACUUUUUCUUCUUGCAAAAGGCGGACUUGGUGUUUGAUGGGGUGUUUGACAUGGUGCCACAUCCCAUGUAUUCGGUGGGCUACAUCGGCUACUACGGGUUUGCGCUCUUGACCAAGUCGUACACCGUGCUCAUUGUCUCGCUCUUUGCACACUGCUUGCAGUUUGCUUUCCUCAUUGGCGUGGAAAACCCGCACAUCGAAAAGAUCUACGGCAGCGAUGACAGCACCGGCCAGGGCGACCAGGUGUUGUUGGAGAAGCUUCACUUGAAGCCUUUGAUCUUUGGCUUGCGCAACUUCAACUGGUUCCGCAGCUCCGACAUCUUGAGCGUGCUUGUGUGGGCAUCCUCUCUCGUAGUGCCCUUCUUGCUUCCGCGCACCGCCACCGCGCGCUACACCGUUUUUGGCGCCACGUUGCUCGUGAAGCUAGUCCAAUCUGUGGGGUUGAACGUGAUCUUGCACCAGCAGUCUACCACCAAGGCCUGGACCAAGCGCUUCUUGAAGCACGACUACACGCUCUACAAUGCCUUUGAGAACUGGACCGUGUUGUACAACGCGAUUUCCAGCUUGACCUACACCGCGUUGGCCGCCUUUAGCGCGCGCGAGCUCCUCUUCCAUGACACCUCCGAUUCCUUGGUUCGUUCCUCCAACAGCUGGCCGUUGUUGCGCUACAUCUUGGGUGCCAUGAUGGUGGCACUCCAGUUGUGGACGCAGUACUCGAUCUUCGAAGAGAUCGGCUACUUUGGCUGGUUCUACGGUGACUUUUUCUUGCCCAAAUUGUCCUCCAUUAGUAAAUCCGGGAUCUACCGCUAUUUGAACAACCCGGAGCGGUUCUUCGGUAUUAGUGGCGUCUGGGGGCUCGCCUUGGCCACCUACUCGCCGCUCGUCUUUUUGUUGGCGUGCGUGUGGACGAUCAACAACGUGGUGUUGUUGAACUUUGUGGAACAGCCCCACAUGAUCAAGUUGUACGGCGAACAGAGCGUCUUGCUGGACGGUGGGCUUUCCCGCACGAUCAAGAACUUGAUUCCCGACCAGUUAAAGACUGAGGGGUUCAGCCCUUCCCGCCGCUUGUCCAUGAACAAUGUCUCGUCUCUCACCGGUAAGUUGCUCCGCGACUUGCGUCGGUCUAAAUUCCAGGACUCUACGGAUCAGAAGCACUUGAUUUCGCUCUCAGAAAAGAUCAUGGAUUUGUCUUGCAAUCACAGCGUUCAGGGCUACAAGGUGGAUUUUGCGGUCGACUCGAUCAACACAAAAAGAUACGUGCUUCUGGGAGAGCCUAUUCGGGUGAAAUGGACCGCUCCGGAGACGCACUCCACCGACGAUUGGAUUGGCUUGUACAAGGUGGUGAACACCGGCUUUUCCCGUAAGGCGACCAAGAUCUCCUCCAAGGGCCACUGGAUCGGGGUUUCGCAGACUUCCGAGUACUAUGUUACCGGCUCGGAGUUGACCACUGAUGCCUCCAAGACCGCUAGACGCGAAUGCGUGUUGCAAGACAACACAACCAGCGGCACCGUAGAGUUCAAGGGCGACUUGCUUGUGUUGGAGGCCGGGAUCUACGAGGUCAGAUACCAUUUGGGCAACCACCACAACGUCGGCUACAUCAGUUGUCCGUUCGAAAUUCGGGUAGCCGCCAUUGAUAUCCCGGCCACUGUCUCUGCUGAGUUUACCGCCGCUUUGCAAGGUCUAUUAGAACUUGUGGCUCCUGCCACCGACUAUACCGAAGCUUUCAAGGGCAAGAACGGUAAGAAGUUGCAGCAGUUCACGUACUUGAUCGGCACUUCGACUGGGAUCGAAAUCGGCGAAACGGUGGUGUUGAAUGCCAAGACCGUGACAGGUUUGGGCAAAAAGUUGAUUGAGAUCAAAGGGGUGUUGGAUGAGUUGUCCAAGUAACAGAUUACACUAAAAUAUGGAAUUUAUCAAAAAGCUUUACGUAGCUAAAGAGGUGUUUAUAUAGGAGAUGGUUUACCACGUAAUAGGUAAGUAUAAAUCAUGUCUACAUCGACGCCGCGUUAAUAUAUGCAUACGAUUUUGGUAUGUCC